Molecule: messenger RNA, 3308 nt
Organism: Anguilla anguilla (European eel)
Lineage: Eukaryota; Metazoa; Chordata; Actinopteri; Anguilliformes; Anguillidae
Gene: lin9
Product: lin-9 DREAM MuvB core complex component
Exons: 15
Coding region: 39-1667 (542 amino acids)
Biological process (GO): regulation of transcription by RNA polymerase II; regulation of cell cycle; DNA-templated transcription
Cellular component (GO): nucleoplasm; transcription repressor complex
Molecular function (GO): DNA binding
Source: RefSeq, a predicted model, not a curated record
ACUGACAAUCUUUGAAAAAGCGGCGCGGCUGAUUCAAGAUGGCGGAGCUGGAGCAGCUGCUGGACGAAAGCUCUUCAGCUAAAGCUCUCGUGAGUCUGAAAGAAGGAAGUUUGUCAAACACCUGGAAUGAGAAGCACAGUGCACCAAAGUCCCAAAAUUCAAAGGGAAGAAAUACCUUUUCAAUGGAGACGCCAACAAGAAGUUCGAAGAGGAGCCGUUUGACCUGUGACGAGGACGACCGAGAGAUCAGCUCCCGGUCUCCCAGAAGAAGCCAGAGAGUGACGACUGUGCCUCAGAAAUUUGCAAAUGUUUCUACACCAGAUAAGAGGGUUUCACAAAGGAUCGGAUUAAGAUUGCGAAACCUCCUCAAACUCCCCAAAGCACACAAGUGGUGUAUUUAUGAGUGGUUCUAUUCAAAUAUUGACAGGCCUUUGUUUGAAGGAGACAAUGACUUCUGUCUCUGUCUGAAGGAGUCCUUUCCGAACUUAAAAACCAGAAAGUUAACCAGAGUAGAGUGGGCCACAAUCAGAAGGCUGAUGGGAAAGCCAAGACGGUGUUCGUCCGCUUUCUUCGCUGAAGAGCGGUCGGCGCUGAAGCAGAAGAGGCAGAAGAUGCGCUUGCUGCAGCAGAGGAAGUUCACCGACGUGUCGCACUGCAAAGACCUGCCGGAGGAGAUCCCGCUGCCCUUAGUGAUCGGGACCAAAGUCACCGCUCGCCUGAGGGGGGUCCACGACGGCCUCUUCACUGGCCAGAUCGACGCCGUGGACACGAGUGCGGCCACCUACAGGGUGACCUUCGACAGGAACGGUUUGGGAACGCACACGGUCCCGGACUACGAAGUCCUCAGCAACGAACCUCACGAAACGAUGCCCAUCUCGGCGUUCGCUCAGAAACAGAGGCCCUCUCGGUUCCAGUCGCUGGUGACCCCUCCCCGUUUGGCUUACCCCCCCUCGGCUCAGCCUGCUAUGAUGGGUAAUGAUCCACUGCUGGGGCAGUCACCAUGGAAGAACAAACUGCCUGGCACGGAGGGUGAUACCCUGGGUGGAUUCCCUGUCAAAUUCCUUGUACAAGUUACAAGACUAUCCAAAAUUCUCAUGAUUAAGAAGGAACAUAUUAAGCAGCUGAAGGAAAUGAACACUGAAGCCGAGAAGCUGAAAUCCUACUCGAUGCCGAUUGGGUUCGAGUUUCAGAAGAGAUAUGCAACCAUCGUGCUCGACCUGGAGCAGCUGAACAAGGACCUCAACAAAGUCUUACACGAGGUGCAGCAGUACUGCUAUGAGCUGGCUCCGGAGCAGGGCAUGCAGCCGGCCAAUCAGCCCACAGACCUGAGGCGACGCUGUGAAGACCAGGCCCAGGAGAUGGUCCGACAGGCCAACGCCCUCCCCGGCGGCCAGCACUGUGUCCGCAGCCAGAGCCUGAGCGACCUCAUCUCCGGGCUCACCGCUCUGCUGCUGCAGAUAAAGUGUUUGGCUGAGGGAAAUGACUUGAAUUCAUUUGAAUUUAAAUCAAUAACAGACUCUUUAAAUGACAUCAAGGACUCCAUAGACGAUUCCAACCUCAGCUGUUUUCAGAACAACGUGGAGAUCCACGUGGCUCACAUUCAGAGUGGCUUGAGUCAGAUGGGCAAUCUUCACGCUUUUGCUGCCAACAACACCAACCGAGUUUGAAGUUCAUGACCCCUUCAGUGUUGUACAGUAAAAGUCCAAAAAUCUGUUCGCUGUAUAUAGUGUGUCAAACCAGUAUUUAAGUGUUAUGUCCACAGACCUCAACAGUGGAAGUACUAUACCAAUCUCGUACACACCUCCAGCUUUGUCAUUUGAAAUGUUGUGAUAACUUGUCUCUCACACAGGGGCCUCCAAGCUGUUUAAAUGGCAGGUCCAAAUCUGGAUAUUCGGUGUCUGUUUUCAAAAAUGUUUAAAUGAUCUCCAUUUGUUACUCAUACACUUUAAUGUACUCCCAGGGACUUAUCUUCAGUUUAACUUACCAUCUAUUGGUUACCGGAUCUUGCAUCUGUUGGUUACCGGAUCUCCCACCCCUGCCACAUCUCAUUAUUCCACACUACAAAGAUUUGUACAUUUCAUAUUUAAACAUGUCAUUUAGGGUCAGGUUUACCUGCUGAUAUUGCCGGAGUUGCCCUUUUUUUUUUUUUUUUUUUGGUUUUCUGUUCAUUAUAGGAUAAAACAACUGUUGGAAUUCUAAGAUUGAUUUCUUGACUGCAGAAAGAAUUUCGCCUGAGCACAAGUUUUUUUGUGAUUCACACUUAAAACUGCACCACCUGUAAAUGUAAUGUGAAAUUACACUCAUUUUGAGGAACAUUUAUAUUUGAGAAGCAACAACUGGUUGAUUGGUUCUGGACAAAAAUGCUAGCUUUAGGGGAGGUUCUUUUGACUCCCUUAAGAAAUGGCCAGUGACCCCUGCUCUGCAGAGACUGGCUUGAGAAUGGCCCUGUGUUUUUGAGCAUUGCUGGUGCAGUUAAAGCAAACCUGUUGACAUCCUUGUGCCAAACAGGACUUCAUGCAGCUUCUUUGUACUGUUCAUUGUACAUUUAAUUCAUGUCAGGUAUGUGAUUUCUGACAAACAGAAUUGAUUAACCUUAUUCUGAAGAUUUGCAGGGCGUGUAAAUGCGUAAAAAUAUGGUUUUUUAAUAUUUUGCAUGUUGCCGUUAUCUCUUAAUGAUGGAGAGAUAUAUGCAGCAGAAUGUUUAAAAUAGAGGACAUAUUUUUUGUAAUUUACUAUAUUCCUGUUAUAGCAGGCAUGGCAAGGCUCCCCAUUUUAAACUUUUCCAGGAAGACUUUGUAGUGAUUUUACAUAAUUCUAAAAAUGUAAAGGCAGUCAUCUUUGACAAGUGUGUAGGAUUUAUUGUACAUGUUGUUCAGGACACCUUGAGUAUUCAGAGGUGACUUUUAUACUUUUCUGUAAGUACAUUGAUACAAUUUUUAUUCUCCGUUUUUAUAUAAGGUUGUCACUUUGCUAUUUUUCUAAAGCAGAGUUGUUUUCUUCAUCCUGACGAGCAACAUCCGUUCAGUAUAUUUAUGGGUGACUACCCUCCUUCCCUUGUUUAUGUAAAUACCUAAAAUCUGUAGGUAGGAAACGCCCCCCAACCUGUUUGCAGGAAACUUGCAGCUACUGUAUAUAUUACAUCACUGACACAACUUAACAUAAAAAUUGAAAGCGCAAAAUGUAAUGACUAUUUAUAACUUGAGUUCACUGGGUGGGUGUGUAAGCGGUUUGAGCAUUCUAGCUAAGCUUGUGCAUUUGUAAGUAUUUUUCUUGCAGGUUAUUUUAAUUAAAAUUUGUGUUCAAACAAA